Molecule: messenger RNA, 2664 nt
Organism: Daldinia childiae
Lineage: Eukaryota; Fungi; Ascomycota; Sordariomycetes; Xylariales; Hypoxylaceae
Product: Aminopeptidase 2, mitochondrial
Exons: 2
Coding region: 1-2664 (887 amino acids)
Biological process (GO): proteolysis; peptide catabolic process
Cellular component (GO): cytoplasm
Molecular function (GO): zinc ion binding; peptide binding; metalloaminopeptidase activity
Source: RefSeq, a predicted model, not a curated record
AUGGCAGACCGAGACAUUCUUCCCUCUACCGUCGUCCCCUCCCAUUAUGAUCUCUCUAUAUCCUCCUUGAAGUUCGACGACUGGUCUUUCCAAGGAGCAGUGGAUAUUCAAGUCUCGAUCACGGAACCUGUCAAGGAAAUAGUCAUCAACUCUAUUGAGCUCAAGCUACACACUGCCAAAAUCACAGUCGACCACACCAAGUCCUCUCAGUCCCUUGAGACUACUACUUUCAACUAUGACGAAAAGAAGCAGCGUGCAACCCUCGUCUUUGCUGAAGAGGUUCCUGCCUCUCAAAAGGCUACUCUCCAUAUCACGUUCCAGGGAAUCCUGAAUAACGAUAUGGCGGGCUUCUAUCGGAGCAAGUACCAGCCUACAGUUCCCGCUGCGGCCUCAGUACCUAGAGACGAUACCUUUCAUUACAUGCUAAGCACACAAUUCGAGGCCUGCGAUGCCCGCCGGGCUUUCCCUUGCUUUGACGAGCCUCGGCUAAAGGCAACUUUCGACUUUCAAAUCGAAAUCCCCGAAGAUCAGGUUGCCUUGUCCAACAUGCCCGUUAAAAACACUUCGAAAGCCAAAGAUGGCCUCGUAGUGGUUUCCUUCGAACGGACUCCUGUCAUGAGCACAUAUCUUCUUGCCUGGGCCAUUGGCGAUUUCGAGUACGUCGAAGCACAUACCGAGCGACGAUACAAUGGAAAGCAAAUCCCCGUGCGUGUGUACACCACCCGGGGACUUAAGGAGCAAGGUCGAUUCGCUUUGGAACAUGCGCCUAAAACUAUUGACUUAUUCUCGGAGAGCUUUGGUAUCGAUUAUCCCCUACCAAAGUCUGACUUGCUUGCCGUCCACGAGUUUACGCACGGAGCGAUGGAGAACUGGGGUUUGGUUACUUACCGUACGACGGCCGUCCUUUUCGACGAGAAGACCUCGGACGCUAGAUUCAAGAAUCGUGUCGCAUACGUCGUCGCUCACGAACUAGCCCACCAAUGGUUCGGCAACUUGGUCACUAUGGACUGGUGGGACGAGCUUUGGUUGAACGAGUCAUUUGCUACUUGGGCGGGAUGGUACGCCGUCAACGAAUUCCACCCUGACUGGCAAGUCUGGGCUCAGUUUGUCAACGAGGGAAUGGAAUCAGCGUUCCAGCUUGAUGGAAUGCGCGCAUCUCACCCUGUUCACGUCCCAGUCAGAGAUGCUCUAGAUGUAAACCAGGUCUUUGAUUCCAUUAGCUACCUCAAAGGAUGUUCUACUUUACGAAUGUUGGUCAAUCAUCUUGGAGAGAAGACUUUCCUUCAAGGAGUCGGGGCGUAUCUAAAAAAGCAUGCUUACGGUAAUGCCAAAUCUGAAUACCUCUGGGAGGCGCUGGCUGAGGCCUCUGGAGCUGAUAUCACUGGUCUUAUGGGUAACUGGAUAGAGAAGAUUGGUCAUCCCGUAUUGACUGUUGCUGAGGAGCCUGGACAGAUCUCGAUUAAGCAGAACCGGUAUCUAUCAACAGGCGACGUGAAACCGGAAGAGGAUCAAACCAUAUGGUGGGUACCGCUCUCCUUGCAAGGUAAGGUAGGGCAGCAGGACAUUCAGAACUUGGCCCUCACUGAGAAGAGUACGACAAUCCGGGAUAUCGACGACAACUUCUAUAAGAUUAAUAGCAACGCCACCGGUUUCUACCGAACAAACUACCCUCCAGCUCGUCUUGCGAAGCUUAGUAAACAGCUUGAUCGCUUGAGUAACGAGGACAAGAUCUCCAUUAUUGGCUCUGCGGCUGACUUGGCCUUCUCCGGCUACGGUACCACACCUGCUCUUCUCUCUUUCGUCGAAGGUUUUAGUGGCGAGACGAAUCAGCUUGUCUGGGCUCAAGUUCUAGACUCCCUCGGGCUAGUUAAGACUAUUUUUGGCGACGAUGAGGCUAUCAAGCGCGGCCUUGAGCAGUUCACUCUAAAGCUUGUUAACAACGCAGUAGAGGAGAUUGGUUGGGAUUUUCCAGAAGGCGAAGACUAUCUCAGGAGUUUGCUGCGAAAGAGACUUUUGCUUAGCGCCGCAGCAAACGGCCAUCCACAAGUCGUCGAAAAGGCCAAAUCAUUAUUCGAGGCUUGGGCCGAUAAGGGAACCCCUCUACCCCACCCGAACUUGAGGACCGUAGUCUACCGUGCUGGUGUGAAGACCGACCCAGCAAAGGCAGUGAAGGCUCUCAAGAAAGAGUGGUUCACCGGGGCAUCUUUUGAUGGAAAAUUAGUCUGCCUUGCAUCACUAGGCCACGUCCGUGACCCCGACCUCAUUUCUAGCAGCGUCCUACCCUUCAACAGCGACCUAUCCCCACCAGCCCCUCCGUCCGAAUCAGUACCUUCAGGUGACAUGCAUACCAUUGGUAGCACCUUGGCGACCAACUCAGUUGCCCGUCCAAUCCAGUGGAAGUACAUCCAGGACAAUUGGGAGAAGUUAACGACCAAGAUGGCGAAUCCGGUCGUUCUUGACCGCUUCGUCAAGCUCACACUUUCGAAGUUCACUGAUGCCAGGUACAUCGACGAAAUUGAUACCUUUUUCAAAGACAAGGACACAAGCGCCUUUGACCGAACCUUGGAGCAGGUCAAGGACUCCAUCCGUGGCCGAGCCGCCUACCGCGAGAGAGAUGCUCAGGUCAUCAAGGAGUGGUUAAGCGCCAAUGGUUAUCUCCAGUAG